CCCAAACAACACACGGCGCAGUACGAGCGGCGGAAAGAGCGCUCACGGGGCUACUUUAGCAACUAAACACCGUCAAUUUGUGGCUCUCUCAAAUGCCGUCGAUCUACUUCAUAUGGUCCGUCUGCUAAAACACGGCAGCCGCCCAGCUCUCAGCUGUCGCCGGGAUAUUUAUGACCGAGUGCCGUUUUAGAUCUUAACAUCGAGAGCGGCGUCGCGGGCCCCGGUUGCGUCCAGCGGUCCUCGUGCGGCGGGGACGUUCUUACAUACACGCGAGGAACCGGAAGAUGUUGAAGAAAUGAUAGCUGCUCAGGAGUUACAGACGGACUUCCAUUACUCUCAUGAAGCAGACACACAGCUCUCCUCAGACACAGACUUGGAGGAUCCAGAGAGCCGUAAUGCCAAACCUGGGAAAGGAAAGAAGGGGAAGAAGGCUCCAAGUGAGAAGGUGAAGGGUGCAGGUGUGCGUGCACAGGGCAGAGUGAAUGGACACCAUCAGGAGAAUGGCACCGAGAAUCUCAGCCUGUUUGAGAUUGUCAAACUGGGAAAGAGUGCCACACAGUCGGUAGUUGACGACUGGAUCGAGUCCUAUAAGAGCGAGCGAGACAUGGCGCUGCUGGAACUCAUUAACUUCUUCAUACAGUGCUCCGGCUGCAAAGGUGCUGUGAGUUCGGAGAUGUUCAGACACAUGCAGAACUCUGAGAUUAUUAGAAAAAUGACUGAGGAGUUUGAUGAGGACAGCGGUGAUUACCCUCUAACGAUGUCGGGACCCGUGUGGAAGAAGUUUAAGUGGGGGUUCUGUGAGUUUAUCGUGGUUCUGGUGCGUCAGUGCCAGUACAGCAUCAUCUAUGACGAGUACAUGAUGGACACGGUCAUCUCCCUCCUCACGGGCCUCUCUGACUCGCAGGUCCGAGCCUUCCGACACACCAGCACUCUCGCAGCGAUGAAGCUGAUGACAGCUCUGGUGAACGUGGCUCUGAACCUGAGCAUUAACAUGGAUAACACACAGAGACAGUACGAAGCCGAGCGCAGCAAGAGUCUUGGCAAACGCGCCAAUGACCGCCUGGAGCUGCUGUUGCAGAAACGCAAAGAGCUCCAAGAAAACCAGGAUGAGAUUGAGAACAUGAUGAAUGCCAUCUUUAAAGGAGUCUUCGUCCACAGAUAUCGAGAUGCAAUUGCGGAGAUCCGUGCCAUCUGUAUUGAGGAAAUUGGCGUAUGGAUGAAGAUGUACAGUGAUGCAUUUCUAAACGACAGUUACCUGAAAUAUGUGGGCUGGACCAUGCAUGACAAGCAAGGAGAGGUGAGGCUGAAGUGUUUGACUGCACUACAGGGUUUGUACCAUAACCGAGAGCUCAACACCAGGCUGGAACUCUUCACCAGCCGUUUCAAGGACCGGAUUGUGUCUAUGGCCCUGGACAAGGAGUAUGAUGUGGCUGUCCAAGCCAUUAAACUUCUCACACUGAUACUUCAGAGCAGUGACGAGGUCCUGACAGCUGAAGACUGUGAGAGUGUGUAUCACCUGGUUUACUCUGCACACCGCCCCAUCGCCAUGGCAUCGGGGGAGUUCCUCUAUAAAAAGCUGUUCAGUCAUCGAGGUCCAGAGGAGGAUGGUUUGCCGAGGAGGGGGAGGCAGUGUCGGAAUGCAAACCUCAUCAAAACCACUGUCUUCUUCUUUCUGGAGAGUGAGCUGCACGAGCACGGUGCGUAUCUGGUGGACAGUAUGUGGGAGUGUGGUGCAGACCUGCUGAAGGAUUGGGAGACCAUGAUCAGUCUCUUACUGGAUGAGACUUUCCCUGGAGAGGAGGCUCUCACGGACAGGCAGGAGACGGCACUCAUCGAGAUCAUGCUGUGUGCAGUCAGACAAGCCUGCGAGUGCCAUCCUCCCAUCGGCCGCGGAACAGGGAAGAGGGUGAUGACUGCCAAGGAAAAAAAAACUCAGCUGGAUGACCGUACGAAAAUCACAGAGAUCUUUGCGGUGGCGUUGCCGCUGUUGCUGACUAAAUAUUCAGUAGAUGCUGAGAAGGUCACAAACCUGCUGCAGUUGCCCCAGUACUUUGAUCUGGAGAUCUACACUACUGGGAGACUGGAGAAGCACCUGGAGGCACUGUUGCGUCAGAUCCGUGAGGUGGUGGAGAAGCACACGGACACGGAUGUGCUGGAGGCAUGCUCCAUGACCUUCCACGCGCUGUGCAACGAGGAGUUCACCAUCUUCAACCGUGUGGACAUCGCCCGUAGCCAGCUGUUGGACGAACAAGUGGACAAGUUCCACCGUCUUCUGGAGGACUUCCUUCAGGAGGGGGAGGAGCAAGAUGAAGAUGAUGCAUAUCAGGUUUCAUCAACGCUGAAGAGAAUCACAGCCUUUCACAAUGCCCAUGAUCUCACUAAGUGGGAUCUGUUCACCAGCAACUACAAACUGCUGAACACAGGAUUACAAAAUGGGGACAUGCCUGAACAGAUUGUGAUCCAUGCUCUGCAGUGCACCCAUUAUGUCAUACUGUGGAACCUGGCGAAGGUCUCAGAAGGCACCUCCAAAAAGGGUGACCUGGUGACCUUGCGGAAACAGAUGCGAGCGUUCUGUCUGAUGUGUCAGAGGUACCUGAGCAGUCUGAGCACAGCUGUGAAAGAGCAGGCGUUCACCAUCCUGUGCGACGCUCUGAUGAUCUUCAGCCACCAGAUUGUGGCGUCGGGGCGAGAGGUUCUGGAGCCUCUGGUGUUCAGCCCAGACUCCUCACUGCAGAGUGACCUGCUCAACUUCAUCCUUGACCACGUCUUCAUCGACCAGGACGACGACAACAGCACAGAUGGCCAGCAGGAUGACGAGGCCUGUAAGAUAGAAGCUCUGCACAAACGCAGGAACCUGUUGGCAGCCUACUGCAAACUCAUCAUCUACAAUGUCGUGGAGAUGAACACGGGUGCAGACAUCUUCAAACAGUACAUGAGAUAUUAUAAUGACUAUGGUGACAUCAUUAAGGAGACGAUGAGUAAAACACGACAGAUUGACAAGAUUCAGUGUGCCAAAACACUGAUCCUCAGCCUGCAGCAGCUGUUUAAUGAGAUGCUGAGUGAGUUGGGGUGUAACUUCGAUCGCUCCUCGUCCUCCUUCUGUGGCAUUAAGGAGCUGGCGAGGAGAUUCUCACUCACAUUCGGACUCGACCAGCUCAAGACCAGAGAGGCCAUCGCUAUGCUGCACAAGGACGGUAUAGAGUUUGCGUUUAAGGAGCCCAGUCCCCAGGGGGAGGGGGGUCCUCCACUGAACCUGGCCUUCUUGGACAUCCUGAGUGAGUUCUCAUCCAAACUACUGCGGCAGGACAGGAAGACUGUCCACAUGUACCUGGAGCGCUUCAUGACGUUCCAGAUGUCCCUGCAGAGGGAGGACUGCUGGCUGCCUCUCAUUUCGUACCGGAACUCCCUGCAGGCUGGCGCCGACGACGACACCCUGUCCGUCAUCAGUGGGGUCAGCAGAGGCUCCGCCCGCAGCAAAAAGAACAAGAUGGCUAGCACCGGCAAGAGGAGGCUGCCUGAGGAGGAGAGUAGCUGUAGUAGUAGUGAUGCGGGUGCGUGGAUGACCCGUGAGCAGGGCGUCCAGCAGACACCCGUGAUGAUGUCAUCACCCCACAUGACCUCCACGGUACUGCGAGAUGCCAAGAAGCUCCGUCCAGAUGAGGGUUAUGUGGGCGUGUACACCAUGAGCAACGACCCACAGCACACGCCAUUACAGCAGACGCCACAGCCCGUAGACUACAAUACACAAGUAGCGUGGAUGGUGACUCAGAGGCAGCAGGAGGAAAGAGCAAACCUCCAGAACGCCAAGAUGAGGAGUCACAUGCAGCACGCAAUUCGCCGAAGCGCAGGGUUGAUGGAAGAUGACGAGGAACCGAUAGUGGAAGAUGUGAUGAUGUCAUCGGAACAGCGACUGGAAGACCUAAACGAGGGCAUGGACUUCGACACCAUGGACAUUGACCUGCCACCAUCCAAAAACCGCAGAGAAAGAUCCGAGCUCAAACCGGACUACUUUGACCCCGCCUCUAUCAUGGAUGACUCUGUUUUGAACGUGUCCAUGUUUUGAUCCAGUCUGGUCCCGACGGUUUACGGGAGGUGGGGAUGGAGCACCGUGUGGACUCCAUGCACACGUGCUGUUGCAGCCGCUGAGCUCGGAUUGGCUGCCGUCACCUCCCUGACCUACAGCUCUCUCUCUCUCUCUCUCUCUCUCGCGCUCUCUCUCUCGCGCUCUCUCUCUCGCGCUCUCUCUCUCGCGCUCUCUCUCUCUCGCGCUCUCUCUCUCUCUCUCUCUCUCUCUCCUCUUUAACUUUUCCUUUUUUGCCAACGUGUACGUGGAACUCUGCUGAGUGCUUUGCGCCCCCUAGUGGAACAUGGCGUGUAGCCACUGAUGACCGGGGUCCUCACAUCAGUAGAAGAGAGUUCUGGUCUCUCUCUCUCUUUUUUUUUUUUUUUUUUUUUUUUUUUUUAAGACAGUGUAGAAGAAUUGAGGGGUUUUUUUGUAACUUAUAGAAAACUUUUUUGAUUUUUAGUUUAUUUUAUAAUGACAAUCAGCUGUAAAUCAGAACUUUAUAAAAGCAUAGCUACUCGAAAUGAGUAUGUAAAUCAACAUUUCUAAUUGAAAUUUCUUGUGUGGGUCGCGGGGUAUAGAGCCUUACAGUAUUUGUCUUUUAUUUUCCUCUGUGGACGAUUGUAGAGUUGUUUUAUUGCUCUUCUUUAACGUACACUAUUUCUCCAGUUGCCGUAACAACACACUCCAGGAGAGAUGUUGAUUGGGUAAGAGCGGGACUACUUUGUGGUUCUGUGGGUCCUGUCUUCGUAUAGCAGCCCAAAUCGCUUAUGCUGAUUGGGUGAAAUCUUAAAGGCCCCACCCCUUCCCCACA
Messenger RNA from Electrophorus electricus (electric eel), 4877 nucleotides. It is a transcript of the gene stag2a, whose product is annotated as STAG2 cohesin complex component a. The record is from RefSeq and is a predicted model, not a curated record. Gene Ontology annotation, cellular component: cohesin complex; nucleus; chromatin. Gene Ontology annotation, molecular function: chromatin binding. Gene Ontology annotation, biological process: sister chromatid cohesion. NCBI's taxonomy places the organism in Eukaryota, Metazoa, Chordata, Actinopteri, Gymnotiformes, Gymnotidae.